Clarias gariepinus (North African catfish) is the source of this 994-nucleotide messenger RNA. RefSeq names its product COMM domain containing 7 (gene commd7). Gene Ontology annotation, molecular function: NF-kappaB binding. The coding region runs from base 91 to 693 and encodes 200 amino acids. The record is from RefSeq and is a predicted model, not a curated record. NCBI's taxonomy places the organism in Eukaryota, Metazoa, Chordata, Actinopteri, Siluriformes, Clariidae. Gene Ontology annotation, biological process: negative regulation of DNA-templated transcription; tumor necrosis factor-mediated signaling pathway. The transcript has 9 exons.
UUUAUGUAUAAGCGGAAAUGUGGAAACAGCUGUGAAGCUGGGUUACUGGAUUAAAAAAAAAAAAAAAAAAAAACACGCGCGAUUUUAAUAAUGUUGCAGUUGCAUUUUGCUAAAGACACGCUGCCCGACAGUGUGAGCAGUGAUUUUCAGACCCUGAAUAAAUUCAGUGAGCAGCAGUUUCUGAGUUUGACUGAUUUAUUGUACCAGUUUCUGCUGGAGCCUAAAGAGUCGGAGCGGUUUCUGACCCAGCUGAGUGAAUUUGCAGGAGAGAACGGCAUGGCCGCAGGUCCACUUAGGAGCUUGAUGAAGAGCAUCCUGUUGCUUCCACAUGGUGCUAUAAAGAAGAACCUGACAGCCGAGCAGGUGAAAGAGGAUCUGCUCUCACUUGGGUUGACUGAGGACAAGGCCAAUUACUUCUCUGAUCAGUGGAGGAUCCAUUACCCAGUGUUAUCCAGAUUGGCAGUUGCACAAACACUGAUGGUCAAUCAACUAGUGGAUAUGGAAUGGAAAUUUGGUGUUACUGUAGGAACAAGUGAACUGCAGAAAGCUGGAAACAUCUUUUUGCAGCUUAAGCUAGUGCUCAGGAAGGGCAACGCAACUGAAAGUGUGUAUAUGGAACUGACUCUACCUCAGUUCUACAACUUCCUUCAUGAGAUGGAAAGAGCCAAAGCCAAUAUGGACUGCUUUAGCUGAGGCCCUGUACCUGUUCACAUUUGACUCCUCUAGGAUUGUGUACAGUAUAGGUGAAUCACAGAAGCUAUUGAAUGUGUGUGUGAGCAUGAAUGGAUAUAUGUGUUUGUGUGAUUUAAGGUAUGACUGUAAUGUUUCCAUACACAGCAAAUCUUAGGUGCACUUUGAUCUCUUUGAUUCACAAGUUUUUUUAUGUCCUCUUUUAUACAAUGAAAUUUGCUUAAUCAUACUGAUACAAGUUAUUCAGUACAUGACCAGUUUUUUUUUUUUUUUUUUUUACUACAUGAUUAAAACUUUCAAAAAU